Messenger RNA from Helobdella robusta, 264 nucleotides. RefSeq lists its product as hypothetical. NCBI's taxonomy places the organism in Eukaryota, Metazoa, Annelida, Clitellata, Rhynchobdellida, Glossiphoniidae. The record is from RefSeq and is a predicted model, not a curated record. Gene Ontology annotation, cellular component: catalytic step 2 spliceosome; U1 snRNP. The transcript is spliced from 4 exons. The coding region runs from base 1 to 264 and encodes 87 amino acids. Gene Ontology annotation, molecular function: RNA binding. Gene Ontology annotation, biological process: spliceosomal snRNP assembly; mRNA splicing, via spliceosome.
AUGUCGGCCCUGCCAUUAAAUCCUAAACCCUUUCUGAAUGGCCUUGUAGGCAAGCCCGUGCUGGUGAAAUUAAAGUGGGGCAUGGAGUACAAAGGUUACCUGGUCUCUGUUGAUGGGUACAUGAAUCUACAGUUGGCCAACACUGAAGAGUACAUGGAUGGUGCCUUAUCGGGGAAUUUGGGAGAAGUUCUAAUCAGAUGCAACAACGUCCUGUACAUCCGUGGCGUCGAAGACAUCGACGAAGAAGGAGAAAUGAGAGAAUAA